This is a messenger RNA of Culex pipiens pallens (northern house mosquito), 737 nucleotides long. RefSeq names its product 28S ribosomal protein S18b, mitochondrial (gene mRpS18B). NCBI's taxonomy places the organism in Eukaryota, Metazoa, Arthropoda, Insecta, Diptera, Culicidae. Gene Ontology annotation, molecular function: structural constituent of ribosome. Gene Ontology annotation, cellular component: mitochondrion; ribosome. Gene Ontology annotation, biological process: mitochondrial translation. The record is from RefSeq and is a predicted model, not a curated record. The transcript has 2 exons. Bases 129 to 737 code for a protein of 202 amino acids.
CUGCCGUUCGAUUUUUGCAUCGAAUACCGGCAAUUUUUGCUUAAGUUUUUCAUUAAAAGUUAGGAGCCGCAAACAUAAUCCUCUCUCCCUCCUUACGUCAUCAGCCCGCGACUUGCGAAAUCUAGGAAAUGUCAUUACUCAGAGCGCUCGGAAGUGAACUGUUUGCCGCGUACCGCCAGGGACUGACCUCAGGAACGUCGCUCCGCUCGUUUGCCGUGUCCUCGCUUCGAGCCUCCACAGAAAAGGAAGCAGUCGAGGAAGAUCCCGCGGCCGAAGGGGAAGCCAAGAGUGCCGCCCCGGUUGACGACCCGAAGGAUCGCACCCGGGUGAUUCCGGUGGAGACGAGCAUCCGGUAUCUGGCUAGCGAGGCCUACCAGCAGACUUACCAGGGCGAGCCGGUGUGGAAGAAUUACAGGCGGAACCACAAGGGGCUGUACCCGCCGAAGCAGACGCGCAAGACGUGCGUGCGGAAGGGCAAGCUUUCGACGGGGAAUCCGUGUCCGGUGUGCCGGGACGAGUACCUGGUGCUGGACCACCAGAACGUGGAGCUGCUGAAGCAGUUUGUGUCGCCGCAGACGGGCAAGGUGCUGAGCUACUCGAUAACGGGGCUGUGCCAGCGGAAGCAGCUGGAGUUGAAGGUGGCGAUCGACCGGGCCAUGGACUACGGGUUGAUUACGUUUGACGUGCCGUUCCGGGACUACGAUUACGCCGAGUACUACGCGGAGAGGAAGCAGUGA